AUGCUGGGCUCGAUGCUCCUGGCGUGGCUACUGCUUGAGCGUCGUCGUGCGCCCGAAGGGCUUGGUGACCUCGUCGAGCGCCAUGGGUCCAAAUGGCUCCUGGAGGUCAUGGCGGGAUGCAUGGACACGGUGACUGUCAUCAUGCGGGCGGUUGGCAUGGCAGUCGUCCUGUGUGCCGAGGAUGGGAUGCACGACUACACGGGGCUGGCGCUGAAGCACAUCACGACUGGUCAUCUCGUAGCACAGAUCGCCACGCUGGCUUUCUCUAACUAUGAAACGCCGCUCUGCACUCCAAGUAUCGAAGUUCUCCCUUUGGUCAAGGCAAUGCAGGAACGAAUCUCCUUAAUGGCGCCGACAGACUUUGAGGCCGUCCUUGCCUCGACGGUGCUGUGCUCGAGCUGUGCCACCAUGUUGUCCGGCUUCGCAAUGUAUGCAAUCGGUCUUUCGCAAGUGGGCACCGCUUUGCGCUUCAUUCCGUACUCGGUGGAGGUGUCCGUGCAGGCUAUGCUGGGCUUGGUCCUGUUGGGUCUGGGCAUUGAGGCAAGCUGUGGGGUCGACAUCUUGACCGACUUCGCAACCGAGCCGGAGGCGUUGGGAUCGCUUGUCAUCGACCCAUCUAUCCUCAUGCUGUGGAUGCCAUCCAUGCUUUCUGCCUUGGCCAUCUACUUCUUUACAAGAUAUGUGAAAGACUCGCCCUUCACGAUCGCUGUAUACACGUUCUCGGCAAUCGCUCUUUUCCAUGCGCUUCGAUUGUGUCUGGGUACCUCCUUGCAGGCCGCUCAAGACAGUCGGUGGCUUUAUCCUCAGACCGAGUAUUUCCCACUGUCGAAGCUUUACGCGCUCGCCGGGAAGGAUAUUGUUUGGUCCUCCGUGUUCUCCAACAUGCCGAAGAUCUUGCUGAGUGCUUUCAUCAUCUCCAUAGUGAACAUUGCCUGCCAGCUUGCUGUCACCGCCAGCCUACUUCCGCCAAAGGUGAUGGGUGCAUCCACGUUUGACUAUGAGAUGAUUACUCAAGGCCGAUCUCACAUCAUCGGUGGCCUUGCGCUGGGCUUUGCUUCGGACUUCGGGAAUGAUGAUACAUUGGUACACCGUAUGGUGGGAGGCCGCUUCCGAUUGAGUAUGUGGGCACAUGUUGUGACUACAGCCUUAUGUGUGCUUUGCGUGGACAUACCGAAGAACAGCCUACCAUACGUUCCACGUUUCGUGAACGGUACCAUAGUGCUGUUGGCCUCGGCGGAGCUUCUUGUAGCCGGCUUCGUGCAGGGCUAUGCGCUGCUGACGAGAACGGAAUUUGCAGUGGUUUGCAUUGCUGCGUUGGUGACCUUACUUUGCGGUGGUCAAGUUCAGGCUGGACUGUUUGCAGGCAUGUUUCUUGCCUUUGCAGACGCGAUUCGGAACUUCACCCGGGCAUUGGAGCAGCUGUCAAUAAAGAACGAAGGAGACGUGGCCGUUGUCGAGCUGCCAAACUACAUGUUCUUUGCGACAGCACCAGGCAUCGUUGCCACCAUCCGCCGUGCGCUUUCGGAGUCCAGCGAGGUCAUUCUCGACUGGGAGAAAGUGCGUGGACUAGACACGAAGGCCACCUUGGAAUUCGCGGAGCUGUGUGCCGAGGAGCAGGCCGAGGAAUCAAGGGGCAUCCUGACCUUCGCAGCGCUUGGGCCUUCCAUUCGGGCACAAUUGGUGGCGGCCCACGCGCUGCCUGUGCCCGAGGCAAGUUCUCGCAACCUGGAGAUGGCUGAGCUCCCAGCCCGGAGAUCCACGGCUCUGCCAGGAUCCUUGCGACGGCAGUCGCUCGCACCGACGGAGCACACAGACGCGAGAAGGAUGACGGGUGUAACCGCAUUGCGAAGGAGCAUCGUGCUGCCAACGGUCCCAGCAGGAUCCUGUCCCCGCGAAGCACGCAGCCUGGCAGAAGCCCUGGCGGAAGCAAAGCAAAGGCUGCCUACACCUGCCAGCAAGUGA
Molecule: messenger RNA, 1962 nt
Organism: Symbiodinium sp. CCMP2456
Lineage: Eukaryota; Dinophyceae; Suessiales; Symbiodiniaceae
Source: the annotation of a GenBank genome assembly